Cladocopium goreaui is the source of this 2209-nucleotide messenger RNA. The record is from the annotation of a GenBank genome assembly. Lineage: Eukaryota; Dinophyceae; Suessiales; Symbiodiniaceae.
AUGUAUAAGAAAGCACGACUAGAUGCCCAACUUGCUCAUGCGCAAUCGUUAGCUGAUGACCCACAACAUGAACUCCGACGCAAAGCUGGAUUGGAACUGAGACAGUUUCUUCUAGACAAAUUCUGCACAGAAGGGGUGCCUGGUUCUGACGUAGCUCUGUUAUCCCAUUACAUCACCCAAGCUGGCGGCCUGGGAGUCAGUGAUCUUGCGCUGAACCCAUCUUCGGCCUCAAAGAAUGGGCAUCGACAUGUUCAGAAGCAUGCAGGAAAAAUUUACGAUGACAUUGACCUGGCUUACAUUGACUGCCCUGCCUACAUCAAGCGGAAUGCCACUCGAACUUGUGAGAAAAUUCCCAUUUACUUGCCGUCCCAAGCUUUCAGAGAUCAUAUCACGGAUGACAUGGUUUACUGCCACCCACGGAAAGAUUUUGAAAAAGUGAUUGGGGGCUUGGAUUGCUACAACGAGCACCCUGUCGUUCUUAGAGCAAAAGCUGAAGGUUUCAAGACCAAAGUUCGACCGCUAGCUCUAUACUGGGAUGGGGUUGCCUACACCAAGAACGAUUCUUUUACAGCUUUCUAUGUCACAGACAUCUUGAGCAACCAGAAAUUCCUCUCCUUCCUACUUCGCAGCGAUGAGAUGUGCCAAUGUGGUUGCCGUGGGUGGUGCAGCCUGCACCCCUUGCUGGAAGGUGAUUGGCCAGCAUUUUUACAAGUAUUUGGGCUUCGGUACUGGAGCCACAACACCCAUCCAUGUCCACUUUGUCGCAUUGAUCAGAACCAGCUACAGGAAUUGAAUUUGAACCAUACAACUGUGGAUUCGAUGCCUUUCGAGCAGUAUACAACCAGUGACUAUCUGCAGGAUCUUGAUCAAAGCGUUAAUGUAUUGGACGUCAGCACAAUUGAGAUGCGAACCAAGAUCUAUCAGAAAUUGCAGUACAAGAAAAAGUACCGGGGCCGAACCCUUGUGAAAGACUUGCCGGAAUUUGGGCUGAAAAAAUUCAGUCGGCUGAUGCCUACACCUACUCUGCCUGAUGUGGAACGUGGAGUGCUUAUGUCUGGGUCACCCUGUGGACUGUUCGUCUUCAUUGCCAGCUCAUUUCAUAUGAGGUAUCUGAGAACGGCGAUGAAAUUCCGAAAAAAAUUCCUUGAGAAGAACCAGAAGACCUACUACUUCAAACAUCGGUCCAAGAGCAAACGUCGGUUAUUUGUGACGGGAGGUUCCCACCUCAAAGACAAGAAGCGACAGAUCGACUACCUGCGCUCCAGAAACGCCUCUGAGCAGGUGCCAUACGUGAUCCAGGAGGUCCUGCAGGAUCCGGAGCACGGCUGCUACGCCAUCUUCAACAAGGGCAAACUGACCGGCUUCGAAAUCUUUGACUCCGUUGCUUCGUGCCUGGUCUACAGCCCGUCGCAGAAACACGACGAACAGGUCAUGGAGCUCGUAGCAGGCCUGGGAAAGGCGAUGAACCUCACUGGGCAGCUGGCAUUGGAUUUGAUGCACACCUCCACGGGGCAGCUGGUGCCCAUCGAAUGCAACCCGCGCUGCCACAGCGCAAUUUGCACCCUGGAAGGCCAUCAGAACCUGUCGGCCAUUUUCACGGAUCCCGACUUCGACCCCGACUUAGACCCCAUUGUGACCUCCCGUGCGCAUGUUUUUCGAUACUGGAUCAUGGACCAGAUUUUUCUGAUGCUCGGCUUUUGGGAACCCAAAAAUUGCUUCAAGCUGAGCUUCCGGCAAGUACUAAGAGGUAGGGAGCCAUGGGCGUUUUUAGUUGUUUUUUUCCGGGCUUGUGAUGAAACAUAGUUCUCGGGUUUUUUUUAAUGUGACAAUGAAGCACGGCCGUACACCAUGGGCACACUUGAAGGAUCAAGGGUUGCACAGCAUAUACAGCAUGACUCAAUAUGCUGGGAGAAAACAGAAUGAGAGGGCUGCCAAAGCAUUACCAAGCAAGUCACAGCCAAAGAAACAGGUGGCGAUGCCAUCCUUUGCGGCGAUGACCCAAUGCCCUUUCUGGCCAUGUACUUGCUGCAGAUCACCUCAUUGCUGUUGCUGGAGCUCUUCGAGGGCACUCCGUGGCUGAAGAUCGACUUCUGCAUCGGCAAGAUAGUGAAGGAGGGUGGGGACUAGAUGACUAGACGAGGCGCCUCCAACAUGGAGUUGCUUAGUGCCAGCCUCUGAAAAAAGGCGCUAGGCACGCAAAUUGACAUGU